GCCGCCGGCCCAACCAUGAUGAAGUUUCGGUUCCGGCGGCAGGGUGCCGACCCGCACCGCGACCGCCUCCGCCACGACCUCUUCGCUUUCAGCAAGACGGUGGAGCACGGCUUCCCCAGCCAGCCCAGCGCCCUGGCCUACGACCCCGUCCUGCGUGUGAUGGCCAUCGGCACCAAGGCGGGAGCCGUCAAGCUAUAUGGCGCGCCGGGUGUGGAGCUGACCGGCCUGCACAAGGAGACAGCCACUGUCACCCAGCUGCACUUCCUUCCCGGCCAGGGCUGGCUCCUCUCGCUGCUGGACGACAACACGCUGCACCUGUGGGAGGUGUGCCAGAAGGAGGGCUGCUCCCACCUGGAGGAGACCCGCAGCUUCGGCCUCCCGGGACGCCCAGGGUCCGGCAGCGCUAACUGCUCCCCUGGCAUCACACGGGUGACAGUGGUCCUACCGAUGGCUGCUGGUGCCACGGUCUGCCUGGGCACUGAGGGCGGUGCCAUGUACUUUGUCACCCUGCCCACCCUGACGCUGCUGGAGGACAAAACCCUCUUCCCAGACGAGAUCCUGCAGAGUGUCCCUGAUGACUACCGCUGCGGGAAGGCACUGGGGCCCGUGGAGUCCAUCCAGGAGCACCCACGCAGCAGCAGCCAGCUCCUGAUCGGGUACAGCCGGGGGCUGGUGGUCCUGUGGGAGCAGAGCACUCGUGUUGUCCAGCAUCUCUUCCUGGGGAACCAGCAGCUGGAGAGCCUGGCCUGGGAGCAGAGCGGGACGAGCAUCGUCAGCUCCCACAGCGACGGCGGGUACAUGGUGUGGGCAGUGAGCGGCACCGGCCAGAGGAGCCAGCAGCCCGUCAUGUCCACCAUCCCCUACGGGCCGUUCCCUUGCAAAGCCAUCAGCAAAAUCCUCUGGCGAACCUGCGAGUCGGGGAACCCCUUCAUCAUCUUCAGUGGGGGGAUGCCCCGGGCCAGCUACGGUGACAGGCACUGUGUCAGCGUGCUGCAGGGCCAGACCCUGGCCACGCUCGACUUCACCUCCCGCGUCAUUGACUUCUUCACUGUGCAGAGCGCAGAGGUGCCCGAGGGAGGCUUUGAGAACCCCCGAGCCCUCGUGGUGCUGGUGGAGGAGGAGCUGGUGGCCGUCGACCUGCAAACACCGGGCUGGCCCACCAUCCCUGCCCCAUACCUGGCACCUCUCCACUCCUCUGCCAUCACCUGCUCCUGCCAUGUCUCCAACGUGCCCCUCAAGCUCUGGGAGAGGAUCGUCAGCGUGGGCGAGCAGCAGAGCCCCCGGCAAUCCUCUGCGGCUUGGCCCAUUGAUGGGGGAAAGAACCUGGCCCAGGAGCCCACGCAGAGAGGGCUUCUCCUCACCGGGCACGAGGACGGCACGGUGCGGUUCUGGGACGCCUCGGGGGUCUCCCUGAAGCCCCUCUACAAGCUGGGCACCGCCAACAUCUUCCAGACAGACUGUGAGCACAACGACAGCCUCAACCAGGCGGGCGAGGAGGAGUGGCCUCCGUUCCGCAAGGUGGGCUGCUUUGAUCCCUACAGCGAUGACCCGCGCCUGGGCGUGCAGAAGAUCGCGCUCUGCAAGUACACGGCCAAGAUGGUGGUGGCUGGCACGGCGGGGCAGGUGCUGGUGAUGGAGCUGAGCGACGAGAAGUCGGAGCACGCGGUCAGCGUGGCCACAGUGGACCUGCUGCAGGACCGUGAGGGCUUCACCUGGAAGGGCCACGACCGGCUGGCCCCCCGGAAUGGGCCCCUCCACUUCCCCCCCGGCUUCCAGCCCAGCGUGCUGGUGCAGUGCGUGCCCCCCGCCGCCGUCACCGCCGUCACCCUCCACUCCGAGUGGAACCUCGUGGCCUUUGGCACCAGCCACGGCUUCGGGCUCUUCGACUACUACCGGCGCAACCCCGUGCUGGCCAGGUGCACGCUGCACCCCAACGACUCGCUGGCCAUGGAGGGACCCCUGUCACGAGUGAAGUCCCUCAAGAAGUCCCUGCGCCAGUCCUUCCGCCGCAUCCGCAAGAGCCGCGUGUCGGGCAAGAAGAGGCUCAAUGCCAGCAGCCCCUCCAGCAAGGUGCAGGAGGCCAACGCGCAGCUGGCGGAGCAGGCGGGCCCCCCCGAGGUGGAGAUGACGCCGGUGCAGCGGCGGAUCGAGCCUCGCUCGGCCGAUGAUUCGCUUUCGGGGGUCGUGCGGUGCCUCUACUUUGCCGACACCUUCCUCCGUGACGCUGCCCACCACGGCCCCACGAUGUGGGCAGGGACCAACUCGGGGUCGGUGUUCGCCUACGCCCUGGAGGUGCCGUCGCAGGAGAAGUUCUCGGAGCGCGCGGUGGAGGCGGUGCUGGGGAAGGAGAUCCAGCUGAUGCACCGGGCGCCGGUGGUGGCCAUUGCGGUGCUGGACGGGCGGGGGAACCCCCUGCCCGAGCCCUACGAGGUGUCUCGGGACCUGGCCAAGGCCCCUGACAUGCAGGGCAGCCACUCCAUGCUCAUCUCCUCCGAGGAACAGUUCAAGGUGUUCACGCUGCCCAAAGUGAGUGCCAAGACCAAGUUCAAGCUGACAGCACAUGAGGGCUGCCGGGUGCGGAAGGUGGCCCUGGUGAGCCUGGCCAGUGCUGGCUCCGAGGAGCGGCUGGAGAACUGCCUGGCCUGUCUCACCAACCUGGGGGACAUCCACAUCUUCACCGUGCCCAGCCUGCGGCCCCAGGUCCACUACAGCUGCAUCCGUAAGGAGGACAUCAGUGGCAUUGCCUCCUGCGUCUUCACCAAGCACGGCCAAGGUUUCUACCUAAUUUCACCAUCCGAGUUUGAGCGCUUCUCGCUGAGCGCCAGGAAUGUGACGGAGCCCCUGUGCCGGCUGGAGGUCGCCCAGCUCCAGGACACCUCCUGCCUCAGCAACAGUUCAACGGUGACACCGAAGCUGCCGCAGGCGAACGGCACCCACGUCCCGCGCAGCUCCGAGAGCCAGCACUCCCCCUCGGACAGCGACCGGUCCCCUGAGGAGCACUCGGCCACCUUCUCGCCCGGCCCCAUCGACUCCCCCAACAGCAGCAUGGAGAACCCGCUGGACACCACCGGGGACAUCACCGUGGAGGAAGUGAAGGAUUUCCUGGCGUCCUCGGAGGAAGCGGAGCAGAACCUGAGGAACGCCAGCGAGGACGAGGCCCGGCCCACGGGGAUCCUCAUCAAGUGAGGCAUCGCCGGCCUCCCUGACCCAUCUCAGUGCUCGGAUUCCCGGGAUGCGCGACUCGACUGGACCCCCGCGCCCCCUCCCCACGUAACGUAGACUCGCCUCCUCUCUAACAUCUGCAGCCCGGC
Molecule: messenger RNA, 3311 nt
Organism: Lonchura striata (white-rumped munia)
Lineage: Eukaryota; Metazoa; Chordata; Aves; Passeriformes; Estrildidae
Source: RefSeq, a predicted model, not a curated record